Rhagoletis zephyria (snowberry fruit fly) is the source of this 4018-nucleotide messenger RNA. RefSeq names its product ankyrin repeat domain-containing protein 24. NCBI's taxonomy places the organism in Eukaryota, Metazoa, Arthropoda, Insecta, Diptera, Tephritidae. The record is from RefSeq and is a predicted model, not a curated record. Gene Ontology annotation, molecular function: protein binding.
CCCGAACGCAUUCGUCAACGUGACAGUCGCAACAAGAACGCACUGCACUAUUGUGCCGCACAGAACGCAGAAACACGUGAACUCGUGGCGGCUGCCAGCAUCGCCGUCGCAGCUCCAGAUUUACUGGAGUCUGCCGACGAGGAUGGCUUUACGCCGCUUCACUUGGCUGUUAUUCAGGGCAACUUGGCGAUGGUCAAUUUGCUGCUAGCGAAUAAAGCCGACGUGAAUGCGGUGGAUAACGAGGGCCAUUCUGUGGUACACUGGGCGACGGUUUGCGGUGAAGUUGAAGCUUUACGUUUGGUGUUGGCGGCUGGUGCGAAUAUUGCGAUUCCUGACUUGAAUGGUGGUACGCCGCUUCAUUAUGCGGCGCAGAUGUGUGGCGCCAAUGUUGACAACAAAGUGGGUCAGGCUAAUGCCACUAAGCUGGCUCUGGAAAUACUCGGAAUUCUGCUGUCACACCCGCAUGCCAGCGUUGACGUACAGGACAAGGAUGGCAGACAGCCAUUGCUAUGGGCUGCCUCAGCGGGGUCAGCGAAUGCAGUCAUUGCCCUGGUGAAGGCAGGCGCGCGUGUGGAAAGCGCUGAUAAGGAUGGGUUAACGGCGCUGCACUGUGCAGCAUCACGUGGGCACACGGAGUGCAUUGAUACGCUGAUAAGUCUGUGUGGUGCACCCACAGAUCUAAUUGACUCGAAUGGCUGUACAGCACUGCACUACGCGGUGACACUGGGGCAUGCGGAUGCUACCGCGCGGCUGCUGGAUUUUGAAGCCGAUCCGAAUCGUCAGGACCGAAAAGGCCGCACACCAGCGCACUGUGGCUGCUCGAAGGGACAAUUUGAGACAGUUAAACUGCUGAAGGAGCGUGGCGCUAAUUUGUGGCUGCGAAAUGCUAAGGGCGACUUGCCGGUGCACGAGGCCUGCUCAUCGGGCAGGCGUGAGUUAGUCGAGUGGCUCUUGGAACAGCGACCCAAGCAAGUCAACACUACAAGCAAUGAUGGUCGCAGUCUUUUGCAUAUUGCUUCGCUCAACGACUACACGGAUGUGUGCAAAACACUGAUAGACUAUGGUGGAGACAUCAACGCCAUCUAUCGCAAUAGUAAAGGUGUAGUUUUCACGCCACUCGACUGUGCAUUGCAAAAAGGCCAUCGCUCUACGGCCAAAUUUUUGCAAUCGCAUGGUGGCUUGCCAGCCAGUAAACUCCGUUUGGCUGCGCGUCGAACCAAUCCAUUUCAGGAGGUCAGCACAGAUAUGGUGCGUCCGCUGCGGUAUGUAGAGAAAGAGGAGCUGCAUGACCUGCAAAGUUCCAAGAAGUACGUCGUCUACUCGAAGCACUCGGACUCGGAUGGUGGCGGCGGUGAGGGCGACAGCAACUGUAGCUGCCAUGAGCGGACAUAUCGCAGAGAGCAAAAGUUCGCACAUACCUGUCGCCGGCAUCAGCACAGUCGUCGACAGGCACGCCGUCGCACAAGCAGCUGUGGGGAGCCAAAAGAAGGGCCGGCGCAUGAAAGAAGCGAAACUGAUAUUUGCCGUUCGAAGAGCAACAUCGAGAUAAGACGCCGCAAAUCGCGUGAACGUUACGUGAGCUCGAGCGAAUGGGAGGACAGAGAUGAGGUGGAGAAUGAAGAUGAUGAAGAUUCUUGCGAAAAUUGCUGUUAUCACAAGCGGCAGAAGCAGCGUGUUAUACGUAAAAAAGCCAUAUCGAGGCGUAGGUCUAAGGAUAGAGAGAGUCAUGAGCGCAGCAGUGAAAAAGAUUCCUCGCCGGAAAAACAUAAAGUAAGAGAGGUGGAGGUGGUCCGUGAGAACGGGGAGAAUGCGAAGGAGGCAAUGCCUAAGCCAGAAGGUGGUGAGGAGGAGCACGCAAGAAACUCAAGCCGGCCGCAAUCAACCACUACUCUUGCAACAACAGACACAAUUGGUAUCGCAGGAAAGGAAUCUACUUUUAUUAAGCCUGCAAAGCAGAAUGAUACAUAUGUGGGAGAACAUUCAAUAGAAUUAACGGAUGAGGAAGGAAAACCAGCAGCAGAAUUAAUAACCACGCAGGUCGAUGUCCAUCAAGAGGGGGAUGCAACUGCUGCAGAACAGGCUGAAGAAUCGGGAGAGAGAUCAGAACCAGUGGAUGUUAAACAGGAGCAAGAAGAUUUGAGUAAAUUGACAGACGAAAUGAAAAAAGAAGUAGACCAGGUCAUGAAAAUAGCUGCGCUUGCACUCGAAAGCGAUGCAAAGAAUGGAACAAACAGAAACGGAACGACCGAGAAUGAUGCAGAGAAAGGGGCAGAAGAUAAGAAAGAGUUAGCAGCAUCAGCGAAUAAUGCGGCCGCAGCUGACAUUAAAAUUGAUGCGCCCACGAAAGAUAAAGAAGAAGAAUCCACACAAACUGUACCUAAUGUAACAGAAACUCCAGCAACGCCAAUUCCAACACCAUUGCCAAGUCCCUCGCCAGCAGCAGUUGAUGAAGCAGCUGCUUCCACGGUGCCAUCCAAUGCAACAGCGCAGAUCGGAGAACAGCUAGCUUCCACAACUCAAGAGACAACAACUGAAACCUCAUCUGCCAUUCCAAUUACCAAUCUAGUUGGCGCUUCAGACGCUACAAAUGCAGCAACCGACUCUCAAGCACCGGCUGAUACAGCCGCUGUUGGGAAAGCCGAAGGCGCUGAAACUUCCAAUGCCGAGACUCCAAGCGCAGCACCUGCUGAGGCAGCGGUGGGUGCAGACCAGGCUCCACUUCCGCCUACAGCUACUACUUCCAAUCAAGAAGAACCACAACAACCCCAAGUACAAGCACAAAAGCCGCGAGAGAAAGAAACACGCCGCUCCUUCACUCUCUUGCCGUCCGACUCCGCCGAAGAUGACACAGCCGAAGAAGUAGUACGCAAAUCAAGCUUCCAGAUUUUAAAAAGCGAUGACUCCGCCUGCGAAGGUGGAAGCGGUGCCGCAAGUGGCAGCGCUCACCACGAGGAACUCGAAUUAAGCGAUUCGCAAGUUUUUAAAAUUGUUUCAGGUCCGCAAACGAGUUUGGGAGAACCAUUUGCCGAUAUGGAAGCAAGCUCCGCUGAUGAUGAGCAUAAAAUUAUAUCAGGCGACUACGAAGAUGAAGAUCACCUAGACAAUGAAGACGACAAAGAGAAGCCUAGAAAAAAUGGUGUUGGCUUGCGCAAUCGACAUGGUGUUGGUAACGUUGACAGCUCCUUGCCCGCCAGCGCUGUGCUCGGCGUCUAUGACUAUAGCAAUGGACGCAAGCGCCGGCUUAAGAAGCGCGUCAGGAGUGGGUCUAAAACGCGCAGUCACUGGAAGAGUAAAAUGGAUGAUGACGAUGGAGAUGCACAACUACCUGGUAGCAGCUACGCACAAGGCGGACAAUCAAGCAAGGAUCAUGACUCAGGCUUCGAACCAAGUCCACGUGCGAUGAAGAGCAAAAUACCGACGCCGCGAAAUAUUUACACCGCACAUGUGCCACGUCGACACAUCUACGCCACGCUCGACGGCCGCUCGUGCAGCAGUCGGUUGGAGGGUCGCAAACCCGGCGAUCGAGGUGCAUGCGACAUGUCAGCGGUGACGAGAUCCAUACAACGCAACAUCAGGAGGUACUAUAUGGAACGAAAAAUUUUUCAACAUCUACUCGAAUUAAAGUCGCUGCAAAUACGCUCCACUAAACUAAACGAAGCUGUGCUAGUGAAGCGAGCCGUCGACGAUUACCACAAAUCAUGUGCGGCUCUUGGUGGCGAAACUGGCACGCGCCUACGGCGCUAUCCAUUCAGCGAUUAUACAUUCAAGAAUUUUGAGUUGUUCCUUUACGAAACACUGAAGGCGCUGCAAAAGCCAGGCACCUAUAAUUUUCAGAAUAUCAAUGAAGUAUAUGAGGAAGCGGAGCGUCGCUUGAGUCCCGACUACAACGCUUACGAGAAGGCACUGCAGUGCACCACUAAGACCCACCGUUGCCUACAUGCUGCUCACGCAUACACUGGCAUUCCAUGUGCUGCAUACAUACCCAUGAUGAAUCAUCACACAAUGCCAAAGUUUGGAU